Bactrocera oleae (olive fruit fly) is the source of this 1754-nucleotide messenger RNA. The record is from RefSeq and is a predicted model, not a curated record. NCBI's taxonomy places the organism in Eukaryota, Metazoa, Arthropoda, Insecta, Diptera, Tephritidae.
UAAAAUGUUCGGUUACAUCCGAACUUAGCCCUUCCUUACUUGUUUUAUCUGUAACUGUUUAUAAAGAUAGAUAUAAAAGAAUGCAAGAUAAAUGGUGAUAAACUUUUUUCACGUGACAGGUCAGCGGGAUCCUAUCGACUACAUAUUCACGGGCAACCAUUUGUAUGGGUCUUUUCUUCAACAAAUUGUCUUUAAUGACAUCCAAUAACGCAUUAAAGGUCAUUUCUUUGGAAUCGGCAGCGGGGGUUGUUUGUAAGAUUGACAUUUAAAAUAAAUAAACAUGCACGUAACACAAAUAGAGUAAAAUUACAUAAAAGCACUUUGUUUCAAUGUAUCUAAUGAUAUUUUACAGUUCUGAUACAACUCUAGCAUGAAAUACGGGGGGUUCAUAACCCAGCCGUGAUGCAAUUUUGGAAACAUCAAAAACAAAUUACACACUAUUUUAAUACGACAUGAACCAAUAUUGGAUUGAAAAAUAUAAUCAAAACACUUAACGAAUAUGCAUAACUCUCACCUUUUCGGCACAAAUUAUCAGACAAGACAAUCAGAUGGUUUAUUACUCAGCUAGGUUCACAACUGUACGCAUACUCGUAUACAUAAUGGAAUUGGAAAGAGCAUAGGAUGCUUAUUAUUAAAAAAAAGUAUAUUUCUUACGGAUUGAAAAAAAAUCUUUUUCGUCGAACUUUACGUAAUUGUUUGCAAACAAAUUUGAAAAUUUGAAAUUUUGAAAAAUGAAAAAAUGUAUUUGUUGUUUGUUGAAAAUUUUGUAUGCACGAAAGCUUACGGAGAAAUGCUAGCAAGAAGCUGCUCCCGAACCAAAUAGACAAAAUAAUUAGUGCUGUAAUUCCAAAUAAAGAAAAAGAUAAAAAUUUGUUCAGUUUCCCGUCAAACUCAACUUUACUGUUGAACAAAGCAUAAGGGCAGACAUUACAGCUAGCAGGGGUGCUUUAAGACAAGCCAUGCUUCUCUCACGGUCAACUAUUUGAAAGUGCAUGCAAUUCUCAAUAGACAAAUGUAUUUGUUUUUUUAAUCUACAGAAAAAAAGAAGGAAAGAGUUAAGUUCAGGUGUAUUAAAAAAUGGGGGAAAAGAAUUCACGUUCGCUAUUUGACGGAAGCAUGAGUGGAUUACAAUCAAACUUGCGUUCAGUUUUGGCCGAUAUGAGUAAUGUUGAGCAGGCUUCAACGUUACAAUUUAAUCAGAGAGAAGGAGGUAGAUCGGAUAACAUCUCCGCUACAUUUUAUAAUUUAAACAAUCCGACAUCUCAUAUAAAGCUGCAUAAUAUAAUCGACGGCUAUGUAUUUACGCACACCUUUGGAAAGAGGGGCGGCGUCUCUUUGUACGCCGUAAAAAAGUCAUUGAGGGAAGAACAACCUUAUAACUCUGAUAAAACUUUAAAACUCGUUUCACGCUACAUUGCUUUUAGCAUCAAAACUGGCAAGUUUCAACAAAUAACUGGCCAGGGCGCGGCCGGAACGUUCCGAUUAAAUCGCAGUAUACAUAAUGGGCAUCUGGAGAGAUUGAGAAGACUUCGGAAAGUUUCGUUACAGUCCCAUACAAUACAACGCCAAAAAUCCAACAGGCAAGCUAAACAUAAUACAGUACUAUGAUUAGACUUCCAAAAUAAUAAUUCUGGUAUACCAAUAGUGGGUUUAGCAAAACAACUAAUAAUAACUUUGUUCAACAAAAUAAUUAACUAUGUUGUUUUACAAGCAAAACGUAACAGUUAAUUAAAAUCUGAAUAUUAGAGCACAUA